AUGCCACCAAAAUCAAGCAAUAAGAAAAACCAAGCUGCUUGGUAUCAUUGUGAGGCAUGUGGUGUGCAUAUAACAUCAAAAGAUCGAGAUAAACAUGAACACUUAAAUCCAAAUGAAAUAAGUAAUGUGUGUACGGAGUUUAUUUACAAUGGAGCGCUAUUUACCAGCAGCUUGCAGCCGCGCACUUUUGAGUUGGAAGCAUUGAAAGAUUUGCCGCCAAAAUGUGCAAACAUGCUAAUAUUUAUAUCCGAGGGUGCUAUGCAACUGGCAGGUCUGCACAUUGGUCAACAUGUGAUUAUAGAAUCACAGAAAGAAGCCGCAAAUGUGGCGCCUCUCGUUCGUUUACUCUGGCCGGUGUCUGAGCAGUUUCUAACCACAGUGUUUGCCUCAGCUCAGGAUUUAAAAUACAACUGGACUACGCUGCGUGGCAAACUACUGCGCAUUUCAGCACUAAACUCCAGCAGGAUCUCAGCUGCCAGCAGCAUCAGCUUAAGGCAGCUUGAUGUAAAGGAAUCAAACAUAACGCCGGCACAACUGAAAGAUGUAGCUGCAGUGCUAAAGCGCGAUAUUGUUAAUCAAAUCUACUGUCAAGGCAGCGUCCUGCAUUUAAAUUUCUUCAAUAAGCAUUUAAGCUUUAGCUUAGAGAGCUGGCAGCCAAUCCAACAGAGCUCAGUGGAGCAGUCCUUGGCAGCGCUAAGCUUGGAGAAAGUCCAGCAGUUUAUGCAGAUUACAAAUGCCACACGUUUGGAUCUGCACCAAGGCACUAAGGAGCAGGAUGAAGCGCAACAGCUAGGAAAAGAGCCACGCAUAACGAAGGCGCAGAUUGGUGGACUAAAAAGGCAAAUGCAAAUUGUUGAAGAGAGCAUGGAGUGUGCGCUGGGCUUUAGAGCUUUGCCAGAAGGUGUUAAAGUCAGUCGUGGUCUACUUUUAUGCGGUGCUAGUGGCUGUGGCAAAUCCAUGAUCUGCGAGGCCAUGUACUCUGCUGCUCUGGAGCGGGAUAAGCAUGUGCAGCUGUUGCGCAUCAACAGCUGCGAGAUCUACAGCAAAUUCCUUGGCGAAACAGAGCAAAAGUUGUCCAUAUAUUUCGAGCGCGCCUAUGCGCAUUAUCCACAUCCAACAUUAAUGCUGCUGGAGGAUGUGCAUACAUUAUGUCCCAAGCAGGAUAACAAUGAUUUGGUGAAGCGUGUGUCACUUGCAUUCUUGUCACAACUCGAUCAACUGAGCAACGGCAGUUGUGCUGCAGCUGGACGCAUCUUUCUGUUGGCCACAAGCUCACAAAUUGAUGCUUUGCAUCCGAGUAUAAGACGCGCUGGACGUUUGGAUUGCGAGGUGGAGUUGGGACCACCAGCGCCACAGGCACGCUUGGAGAUAUUGCAAUGUCUGCUGCAGCCGCUCGAGCACAAUAUUACAGCUGAGCAACUGCAGCAUAUAGCUAGCAUAACCCAUGGCUAUGUGGGUGCCGAUCUGGCGAGCUUGGUAUAUGCAGCUACGCUAAGCACUUUGCAGUCAGAAUCAACUACGCUGGAGUUGGCGCAACUGCAGUCAGCACUGACGCAGGUGAAACCCUCAGCUAUGCGCGAAGUGCUCAUCGAGAAUCCCAAUGUGCGCUGGUCGGACAUAGGCGGACAGGCGGAGCUGCGAUUGUCACUGCAACAAGCCAUUGAGUGGCCGCUGCUGCAUGCGGAUAAGUUCAAGCGCUUGGGCAUUAAACCGCCACGCGGCGUGCUUAUGUUUGGACCGCCUGGCUGCUCCAAGACUAUGAUAGCCAAGGCGCUAGCCACCGAGAGCAAGCUCAACUUUCUGUCCAUCAAGGGUCCCGAACUCUUUUCUAUGUGGGUAGGCGAAUCGGAGCGUGCAGUGCGUGAAGUUUUUCGCAAGGCACGUCAAGUGGCGCCGGCCAUAGUUUUCUUUGAUGAAAUUGAUGCCAUUGGCGGCGAACGCGCCGAGGGCUCAUCCGCUGGUGGUUCCUCUGUCAAGGAGCGUGUGCUGACACAGCUGCUUACCGAGCUGGAUGGCGUUGAAGCUUUGCAAAAUGUAAGCAUUGUAGCGGCCACGAAUCGUCCGGAUAUGAUAGACAAAGCGUGCUUGCGUCCCGGACGCAUUGAUCGUGUUUGCUACGUGGGUUUGCCCGAGGCUGCGGCACGUCGUGAAAUCUUAGAUAUUAAAUUGCGUGUUAUGCCUUUGGCGGAGAAUGUGCUGCUGGACAAGCUGGUCGAACGCACUGCAGGUUACUCAGGCGCUGAGCUGCAGGCUGUUUGCCAUGAAGCAGCGUUGAGUGCGCUGCAGGAAAGCUUCGAGGCUACUUGUGUGGAAUGGCAGCACUUUGAAUCCGCGCUGGAUACAGUGCAGCCACGCACAAGUCCCGAACUAUUAAAACUUUACGAAGAAUAUAUGAAAAAGAAAUAA
Drosophila busckii is the source of this 2406-nucleotide messenger RNA. Its product is annotated as ATPase family protein 2 homolog. The record is from RefSeq and is a predicted model, not a curated record. NCBI's taxonomy places the organism in Eukaryota, Metazoa, Arthropoda, Insecta, Diptera, Drosophilidae. Gene Ontology annotation, molecular function: ATP binding; ATP hydrolysis activity. Gene Ontology annotation, cellular component: cytoplasm.